AUGGAAGAGGAAGAGGAUUUCAACGAGCAAACCGUGGUGGUGGAAGAGGAGGAAGAGGAUUCUCGAGAGGAAAUCAUCGUCCCAAUUUUAGUUCCAAUUGCUGGAGAUGUGGAAGCGUUUACCACCGAGCAUCUGAGUGAACAACAACAUCCGGGCCGAGGCUACUCACCAGUAGCGCCCAUCCAGCAACAACAUCCGGGCCGAGGCUACUCAACAGUAGCGCCCAUCCAGGAACAACAACAUCCGGGCCGAGGCUACUCACCAGUAGCGCCCAUCCAGCAACAACAUCCGGGCCGAGGCUACUCAACAAUAGCGCCCAUCCAGGAACAACAACAUCCGGGCCGAGGCUACUCACCAGUAGCGCCCAUCCAGCAUCAACAUCCGGGCCGAGGCUACUCAACAGUAGUGCCCAUCCAGCAACCACAGCUUCUGUGGCAUCCACAGUGA
Molecule: messenger RNA, 447 nt
Organism: Ochlerotatus camptorhynchus
Lineage: Eukaryota; Metazoa; Arthropoda; Insecta; Diptera; Culicidae
Exons: 2
Coding region: 1-447 (148 amino acids)
Source: RefSeq, a predicted model, not a curated record